Molecule: messenger RNA, 762 nt
Organism: Drosophila subobscura
Lineage: Eukaryota; Metazoa; Arthropoda; Insecta; Diptera; Drosophilidae
Product: probable small nuclear ribonucleoprotein G
Exons: 2
Coding region: 180-374 (64 amino acids)
Biological process (GO): spliceosomal snRNP assembly; mRNA splicing, via spliceosome
Cellular component (GO): U12-type spliceosomal complex; U2 snRNP; precatalytic spliceosome
Molecular function (GO): RNA binding
Source: RefSeq, a predicted model, not a curated record
AUGUAUCAUGUAGAGACACAUGUAUGUUAACUGAUAUCAUAAACAUUUUUGAAAAAUAGCGCGCGCAACUAUUAUUAAGAACUCAAAUUGUCGAAAGCCCAUCCUCCAGAGCUGAAAAAGUAUGUAUGUAAGUCCGAAAUGUAGCAGCAUAUUAAUCUGCGCCUUUGCGGUUUAGGUACAUGGACAAGCGGAUCCAGCUGAAGCUAAAUGCAGGACGCUCAGUCAGCGGUGUAGUGCGGGGCUUUUAUCCGUUCAUGAAUGUAGUACUUGAAGAAGCCGUUGAGGUGUGCAAGGGCAACACGAAGAACACCAUCGGAAAGGCGGUAAUUCGCGGCAACAGCAUUGUCAUGGUGGAAGCAGUGGAAAGGGUCUAACGACUGCCUUUUAGCUAUUAGAAAUAGUUUUAUAAUUUAACAACCUUCUGUGAAGCUACAAAACUCUUUAAUACAUUUAAAAAAAAACACAAGUGUGAACACAUACUCGAUUGAUGAUAUUAUAUCGGGGGUUUUGAAUAUUUCAAAGCCUGCGACCCUCUCCUAUUUCCAGAUACUGCGGGGAAUCAUGAUUAAGAUUUGGAUCUACAAGCAGCUUACACCCGACCAAACCUAACAGAACAUCUACAGUCCACUCUGUUCUAGCUUCAUAAACUGGGGGACUUGCGUUCUAAGGAAAUUUAGGUAUGCCAAUUGGCUAUUCCAGCACAGAACUUUCCAUAUGGCGCUAAGGUCCAUCAGUUAUUUGGUAAAAACAAUAAGUAGCACA